GUCGAUACCGAGGUUCGGCAGCAUGCGAGUCGAAGAUGCGCUGUACUCGGCGCCACCGACGACUCCAAUCAAGUUGGAAGACUUGGAGGAUGCCGUGAAGCGGCGCUUCCAGGUUCUAAUGGACUUGUAUCGAGGAACUCUGUCGUCUUCAUCCAUCGAGCCACUCCGUGACCUUCAUGCGCAUUUCGGACUUCGAGUCAUCUUUGCGACGAUGCCAGAGUUUAAUGCAUCCAUCGAACACACCGACUUGUGUUCCUGGUACAUCGAUCAAGAAACGAAGCUCUUUUGCCGUCGUGUGAUGCGUAGACUCAAGCACAGUAAUCCAGCGUCGGUGAGAACUAUAGUUCGAGAAACCCUUCGCGCCUUGAACGCAUCGUACGAAGAAGACGACGCAAAGCAUCUGCUCGUUCCUUUCCAGGACGUACCAAAUCUCGUGCGCACCCGCUCUGUACUUCUCCAAGCUGGGCUGUGCCGCAUCCCAUACAUGUCAAACGAAGCGACUGUCGUCGUCGGCCAUCAUGCGCAUCGUUACUUUGCCGCCAUGUUGCAAGUUCAAGCCCGUGCUUGUCGUGUGUACAGGGAAGAUUUAAAACGCCUGGAUCCUGUACGUUCCUUCGUGCUGGCUGCUCUCCGCGACUCCCUUCGCCCUGCUCUGGAUCGUCGGCAGCACCAUCUUUCCCACCUUCCUCGCGUGAGCUGCGACGACGACUUGCGGGCCGCCGCGCCAUUCCUUCCACUGUGCAUGCGGUAUCUAGCCGACAAACUGCGGCAGAACCACCAUCUCAAGUACGACGGACGAAGGCAGCUCGGGUUGUUUCUCAAAGGCGUCGGAUUCACCGUCGAGGAGAACUUGCUCUUUUGGCGCGCCGCGUUUCACCCGCUCACGAGCCCCAAAACUUUUUACAAAAAGUACGCGUACAACAUUCGGCACAGCUACGGUCUUGUGGGCAGUCGCGUUGUGUACGACCCCAUGGCAUGCGACACGAUCCAGAAGAAGGGGCCGCCGGGCGCCGGCCAGUUCCACGGAUGCCCAUUUCUCCACUGGGAUCGGGCGUUCCUUCGGACGCAGUUGGCGGCGUACGGUGUACCUCGUGCCCGCGACAUCGCUGCAACGACGGGUCCCUCUGCCGCGUGCCUCACCCAUCUGCGCACGGUGUGUCCUUCUGCGUCGUCCUGGAUAGCGCAGGGCGAGCGACUCACGCCAAAUAGUUGGUUCGACGUUGCUCGAAUGUGUGGUCCCGCAGCCGCCCCGGCGAUCGAUGCUUCAUCGUCCGCAAGCCACGUCCUCGCCACAACAUCCCCUGGCUCCGACAACGAUGUGGACGAGUGAUGCGCCAAAACACACAAAUUCACCGUGAAAAACAACUUGUUUCACGAUCUAAAGUGGCGAUUGCUUAUGGUGCGAUCGACCUGUUCCGCCGACUCCCUCACGACCCCCGGCGGCACGUCCACGUACUGCGACAACAUGUCGACGACGAACUCGAGGGGACCGUGCCAUGCUGCAAGGCCCGAAUUGCGCAUGGAGUGGUAGUAAAUCGGGUAAAAGUACGUGCCGUCGUCCUCUGUCCCA
Messenger RNA from Aphanomyces invadans, 1570 nucleotides. RefSeq lists its product as hypothetical. Gene Ontology annotation, biological process: DNA replication, synthesis of primer. Gene Ontology annotation, cellular component: alpha DNA polymerase:primase complex. NCBI's taxonomy places the organism in Eukaryota, Oomycota, Saprolegniomycetes, Saprolegniales, Verrucalvaceae. The record is from RefSeq and is a predicted model, not a curated record. Bases 23 to 1330 code for a protein of 435 amino acids. The transcript has a single exon.